This is a messenger RNA of Cloeon dipterum, 1204 nucleotides long. RefSeq names its product hsp70-binding protein 1. Gene Ontology annotation, cellular component: endoplasmic reticulum. The record is from RefSeq and is a predicted model, not a curated record. NCBI's taxonomy places the organism in Eukaryota, Metazoa, Arthropoda, Insecta, Ephemeroptera, Baetidae. The transcript is spliced from 5 exons. The coding region runs from base 142 to 1107 and encodes 321 amino acids. Gene Ontology annotation, molecular function: adenyl-nucleotide exchange factor activity.
CUCGCGAAUGACAAUAAAGGCAAAAUCUGCCUGAUUCUGUCGGUGUGCGUUCAAAACAUUGGCUGCGUGAGAAUCCGUGGGCGCUAAACUCGCGUCGAUCCGCACCUUUUUUGGCCGAUAAAGUGAGAGCUGGAAUCCAGAAUGUCAGAUCAGCAGAACGAAGGCAACAAUGCGGCCAACAAUGACGGCCGGCAGCCGCCUGAGAACAUGCAGCAGCUUUUGCGAUUGACUCUAGACGCGUCAGGCACCAACGCACCAACCCCCAGCUACGGACCCAUUUCCGAGGAGAACCGCAAGUGGCUGAACGAAGCUAUCAGCGACAUGUCCAUCAACGUGAUCGAGGAGCUGACCAAGGGCAUCAAGGUGCUCGAGCAGGUGGGCAGCAUCUCGGGCAGCGACAGCCCUGAGGAAUUCGAGAGAGUUCUCGACCUCAUCACCAAUUAUGUGGACAACAUGGACAUUUCCAAUGAUUUCCACAAAAUUGGUGGCUUCACCAUCUUUGACCCCCUGCUGUCUUCGCCGCACCCCCGACUGCGCAGCAAGGCGGCUAACCUGAUUGCCGAGGUGACCCAGAACAACGUGUACUGCCAGCAGAGGGUCACGCACCUCUUCCCCAAGCUGCUGCAGAUGGUCAAGGAAGAUCCUGAGCCUGAGGUCAAGGUCAAGGCGCUAUACGCCCUCUCUUGCUCGCUCAGGGACUAUCCUCCCUCGCUCGAGUACAUCGUCAAGUACGACGGCUUCAGCGUCCUGCUCAGUGCCAUGCAGAGCAAUAUUGAGAAGUUGCAGAUCAAGGCUGCCUUCCUCCUCAGUGCCUUGUGUUCAGAGAGCAAUGCCGUCAAAGAACAUGUGUUGAAGCAAAAACUUAUCGACCACUUGGCUGAAAUGCUCUCUAAGAAGGACCAACCAUAUGAGCACCUGCUUUCGGCGCUGCUUUCACUGGUGCGAGACCUCCCUCAGGCGCAGGAAGAAUGCAGGAGGCCAGAGUUGUACAUGUACAACAUACUGAUAAGACUCCGGGAGCACUCCAUCAUCAAUGAGAACCUCGACCAGCGACAACACUGUCAGGAACUGCUUACCCUCCUGUACAAUGAAACGUUCUACAGAUAAAAAAAAUUGAGUAACACUGUAAUCUUAAGGUAAUGAUGAGUAUAAUUUUAUGAUUUCAAGAAGGUAAGAUCACUAUUAAAAUGAAGUUGAACAGUUA